Messenger RNA from Acomys russatus (golden spiny mouse), 2675 nucleotides. RefSeq names its product mastermind-like protein 3. The transcript is spliced from 3 exons. Gene Ontology annotation, biological process: positive regulation of transcription of Notch receptor target. Bases 39 to 1364 code for a protein of 441 amino acids. NCBI's taxonomy places the organism in Eukaryota, Metazoa, Chordata, Mammalia, Rodentia, Muridae. Gene Ontology annotation, cellular component: nucleoplasm. The record is from RefSeq and is a predicted model, not a curated record. Gene Ontology annotation, molecular function: transcription coactivator activity.
AGCACACAGUUGGUCUUCCCCGGACUACAGGAGGCCCCAUGCAGAACUCGGUGCCCCCAGGGUCGGGCAGCAUGGUCUCCGGAGCCAGUCCUGGGAGUCUUGGCUUUCUAGGCAGCCAGCCACAGGCAGCCAUCAUGAAGCAGAUGCUAAUGGAUCAGCGAGCCCAGCUGAUGGAGCAUCAGAAGCAACAGUUCCUUCGGGAGCAGAGGCAGCAGCAGCAGCAGCAGCAACAGCAGCAGCAGCAACAACAGCAGCAGCAACAGAUCAUGGCUGAGCAGCAGUUGCAGCAGUCGCACCUGCCUCGCCAGCACCUCCAGCAGCAGCGGAAUCCAUACCCAGUGCAACAGGUCAAUCAGUUCCAAGGUCCACCCCAGGACAUAGCAGCCGUGAGAAACCAGGCAGCCCUCCAGAGCAUGCGGACGUCAAGGCUGAUGGCACAGAAUGCAGGCAUGCUGGGAAUGGGACCUUCCCAGAACCCAGGGACAAUGGGCACGGCAGCAUCCCAGUCAGAGAUAGGACUGGCCCCUUACAGUGCCCCUCCGACCAGCCAGCCCGGAAUGUACAACAUGAACACAGGGAUGACCCAAAUGUUGCAGCACCCCAACCAAAGCGCCAUGGGCAUCCUCCACAACCAAGCCCAGGGACCCAGGCAGCCAACCUCUAGCCAAGGGGUAGGCAUGGUGAGUGGCUUCGGUCAAAGCAUGCUGGUGAACUCGGCUCUUUCCCAGCAGCACCAGCAGCUGAAAGGACCCCUGGGCCAGGCCUUGCCUAGGCCUCAAGGCCCACCAAGGCUCCAAAGUGUCAUGGGAACUGUCCAGCAAGGUACGCAAAGCUGGCAACAGAGGAGCUUGCAGGGCGUGCCUGGGAGGACUAGUGGAGAGCUGGGACCGUUCAACAAUGGCGCCAGCUACCCACUUCAAGCUGGUCAGCCAAGACUGACCAAACAACACUUCCCACAGGGAUUGAGUCAGUCAGUCAUGGACGCUAAUGCUGGCGCCGUGAGAACCCUCAAUCCAGCGGCUAUGGGACGGCAGAUGAUGCCCCCGCUGGCAGGACAGCAAGGUACCAGCCAGGUGAGGCCAUUGGUCAUGUCUGGCCUGAGCCAGGGUGUCCCUGGCAUGCCGCCAUUCAGCCAGCCCCCAGCACAGCAGCAGAUAGCAGGUGGCAACUUUGCUGCGAGCAACCAGGGCCAGGCCUAUGAGCGGAACCCAGCUCAGGAUAUGUCGUACAAUUAUAGCGGUGAGGGUGCCGGGACGUCGUUCCCUGGCCUCCCAGACAGUACAGACCUCGUGGACUCCAUCAUCAAAAGUGGUCCAGGGGAUGAGUGGAUGCAAGAGCUGGAUGAACUGUUCAGUAGCCCCUAGUCAGGAGGGGCCCAAGAGCUGUACUGCUGGAAGCCUCACAAGUGAAAAAGAAACAGGAUGGUGACCCAUCCUUGUUUUUUUUUUCUUGUUUGUUUGGUUUUUUUGACCCAUGUAAACUAAGACAACAACACUCGGCUGACAGCAGAAGGUACAGGUGACGAUCCCCAGCUCCGUGGGACAUCUUUACAUCUGACUUCUGCAGAACAAUCAAGAGGAGGGUCCGUGCAGACCUCUGCUCACACAGAACGGAUAUGGAGAGCAGGUGGGGAAGUCGAGGCAACAGAAGCUCCUCUGCUAAGCACCCCUGGGAUCUUCUGGUCCAGAAAGAGCUGUUCCAGGCCCAGAGGGACUAGAGCCCAAGAUGAGGUUCCCUUAGGCCUUCCUGCCUCAGGUCCCAAGACCUCAGCUUUGGAAACAGGAAACAGAGCCUCGGCCAGAAAAAGUCCAGCAGAGGAUGUACACAGGCCGUGUGCAGAGGUCAGAGUGCUCUGAAUGCCGGUUGGAAAGAGAUGUAUACUUCCAGACCCUUGCCUGGAUUUGGAGGCAGGAACGGUGAGCUCGCCUGAGCUGGCCCUAGGGAGGCAAGCAAGGAUCCUUCAGGCCUGUGCGUCUCCUGUCCAGCAAUGACCCUCAGGAAUGGUAAGGCGUUGCUGCCAGCUGCCUCACCAAGAUAGCCAACUAUGCGUGAGAAGGGCCCGGUUUGUGGCCCUGACGGUCAGCUUCUGCCAGUGGCUGUGGUGGCCAUCACCCUAGGCUGAGCCGAGCCUCCUGGAGCCCUCGUCCGCUUUGACACAUCUACCCGGUUCUCAUCUGCUUAUGGCCAUAGGAUGGAGAGACCCCUGCUGAAGUCAGUGUCUGCCCGCCAGGCCCCUGCCACCCUCACCAUCGCCCCUCCUCCUCUGUGCCAGCCUGCCUUUGCUACUCCUACAGACUCCAGGAAGUGGAGCGCUGGGGCAGAGUCAGAGUAAACACAAGAAGAAUACGGACAGCGCCCGGCAUGCAGAGGCAAUACUGGAAUCUUCUUCCACCGUGUGGAAAGCCAAAUGUCUCCGCAGGAGCAGAGUGGGCUGCACUGACUGACGAAAGCUGCAGGUUUAUAAAAGCCACACCCACACACAUCUGCUAUCCCCGCGCCCCCCACCCCAGGAAGAACGACCUGAAGAUCCCCAGUUCUUUCAGAUGGUGCCAGCGACGACGACACCCCAGGAUCUGUCUAGCUUAUCAAUCACAUCAUCAGAAAGACAAAUAUCAAAUGCUGCAGAUGGAAAAGAUGAAAAAGACCAUAACUCCAUCUUACCAAAUUGGAUGCUA